This is a messenger RNA of Aethina tumida (small hive beetle), 2114 nucleotides long. RefSeq names its product myosin heavy chain, non-muscle-like. The transcript has a single exon. The record is from RefSeq and is a predicted model, not a curated record. Lineage: Eukaryota; Metazoa; Arthropoda; Insecta; Coleoptera; Nitidulidae. Bases 75 to 2048 code for a protein of 657 amino acids.
AUUUUUUCACAUGUCACUGAACAAGUGACAUUGUCCAUUUUGUCGUACACAAAUCCAUAAAAAAGUGAGCCGCAAUGGACUCGGAAUUGAAAAGGGCGCAAAGGGAGCUCAGGCAGAAGUGCAUGCUCAUCAAAUGUAUGGAGGAAGAGAUCAUGAACUUGAAGAGGGAGUUCAAUAAUCUCGAGAGAGCUUUCAAGCAAUGUUGCAACCAGAACACGGAUCUAGACGUAAUGUCCUUGAGGGAAGACAAGCAGGUUCUCGAACAGAAACUGAAGAAGAAAAGCGAAGAAUGCGAGUGCCUUAAGACUCAACUGCAAGAGGGUAACAACGACGAAAUAGCUUGUUUACAACAGCAGAUUGCGGCACAAAACCAAGUGUACGAGGAAAUGAAGAAGGAAAAUUGCAAACUACAGACGGAAAUCGAGCAAAUAAGGAGCAAGAUGAAGGAGCUGCAAGAUAAGCAUUGCGCCGAAAUGCUGGAGAAAUCCAGAACCAUCGAAAUGCAAAAGGAGCAGAACAAGCUUUUGAACCAAUGCCUAAGCAAAAGUGAAAGCGUCAUCGAUUCGCUGAAAGACAUUGUGCAAGAAACCACGUCGGAUCAGAAACAGAUGCAGGAAACAACGAUGAGUACGCUCGAAGCAACUCGGAGGAUAUGCAAAUGUUUAUUGGAUAUCGAGGAAGCAAAUAACGAUUCCCCGGAAUCCGGUAUGUGUUCCUGCGGAAGCGAAGGUACGGAUACCGAUGGAACGACUGGUGCCGACUCGGAAUACGAUGAAACGGAAAUAACACAAGGCGACACUACUGGGGACGUAACAGAUGGAGAACAAACAUUGACUGACGAAACUGCAUUAGAACAAACAAUGACUGACGAAACUGCGUUAGAACAAACAAUGACUGACGAAUCUGCAUUAGAACAAACAACGGAUGACGAAACUGGAGUAGUAGUAACGGAAGUCUCAGUCAACAUAAAGGUAGAAGAGACAGAUGAGACAGUGGUCGAAUCAGCGGGAGAACCGACAACAAAGCAAUCUGUGGCAGGAACUAAAAGUCAGGAUAAGACGUCAAUAUUGGUGACACAAGAUGAUGGCACACAAGACGAAACAGUGGGAGACACUGCACAAGAGCAAGCUGCGGAAGAAACAAAGCAAGGGGAGGUAGUAGAGGGAGUGUCGCAGGAAAUUGGCAAAGCUAUGAGUCAAACGGGAAAGCGAUCUGUGCCAGCCAUAAAAGAAAAAGAAUCUUGUGUCUCUCAAAAUAAGUGUUGCUCCUGUUCGUCGGAUAAACUUAAAAUGGAGGGUAAUUUGGACAGUGGUGACAAGGUUUCAAAGGUAAAAAUGGGGGAAAGUCAGGCUAGUGUUAAAACUAAUGAAGAAGAAAUAGACAAAAUUACUUUAAAUGCAUCAGCCUCGAAAGCUUCAAGAGCUGGAACAGAAUCGAAAUUAUCCGCGAAAGCUUCUAAAGAAUCAAAGAGCGUUCAAAGCGCGAAGGAGUCUUCAAAAGAAUCACUUGCUAGUUCCAAAACGAACAGUUGUAGUAGUUUCAAAAAGUCCUCAAGAGGUUCAGUAAGCUCGAAUGAACCAACACCGCCUACAGUAAUACAGGUUGAAUGUGUCCAAAAAUUAAAACAACCUUCGAAAGUUCCAGACGCAAACGCAAACGCAUUGAAAACUAAGUGCUCCGCAACUUCAAAAUCUUCAUUGAUAAAAGAAUCAAAAUCACAAGGCCCACAAGUUGAAUGUUCCCAAGGAUUAAAACAACCAUCGAAAGUUUCAUUUUCUAAUGUCUUGCAAACCGACUGCGACGAACUUUUAAAGACUAAAGCAUCAUCGAAAUCAAAAAGCAUUCAGUGUUCGGAUGUUCAACAAAAACCAUCGGUGACUUCAGAAUGUGAAAAAUCAAAAUCCGAGCUUUUUGCGCCACAAGCAACUUCUUCGAAGGUUCCCGUUGCCGAUAAAUGCAUAUGUACUGACGAACUACAACAACAAAUACCAGUAGUAAAGAGUCAGUCGAAAAAUUUAUGCGACACAUGCGAAAAGAGUAAAAAAUGAAUUACUAAUUUAAUUAAUUUACUAUUUUUCUACAUUUUCAAAUAAACAUUCACAAAGUUUAUAAGU